Molecule: messenger RNA, 2283 nt
Organism: Corylus avellana
Lineage: Eukaryota; Viridiplantae; Streptophyta; Magnoliopsida; Fagales; Betulaceae
Product: conserved oligomeric Golgi complex component-related / COG complex component-like protein
Biological process (GO): intra-Golgi vesicle-mediated transport
Cellular component (GO): COG complex
Source: RefSeq, a predicted model, not a curated record
GUCGAGAUCCUCUAUUACACAGAUUUUGUCCCGCUAAAAAGAUCGUCAAGCCCAGUGGCGCAGAGCUGACAGGGCGAUCCUCGGCCCCUCGAACUAACGCCUCAGCGCAGGGGAUCCAGAUCCGAAUCACAGAGCUCACUGAUCAGACCAGAACCCAACUUGGUUAGACGAAGCAGCCCGGCGGCGCUGAGCGCGGUCACAGCGCAGAUCUGUCUCGCCGUGAGAAGAUGGAGUCCCAAAAUGCAGCAGACGAGACGACGCCGUCGCCGAUGUUAGGCCUCCUCCCUCUCGCCUCUGCCUCCCAACAGCCCUACGUCUCUGAGCUCCUCUCCUUCACUCUCGAUCGCCUCCACAAGGAACCGGAGCUUCUUCGGGUCGAUGCGGAGCGGAUCCGGAGGCAAAUGCAAGAGGUGGCGGUGGGAAAUUACCGAGCAUUCAUUGCUGCAGCCGAUUCGUUGCUUGCCAUCCGGGAGGAAGUUUCCGCCAUCGAUAAGCAUCUCGAAUCUUUGAUAAAUGAGAUCCCAAAGUUGACAUCUGGUUGCACUGAGUUCAUUGAGUCUGCAGAAGAGAUUUUGGAGAAGAGGAAGAUGAACCAAACAUUGCUAGCAAAUCACAGUACUUUGCUUGACUUGCUUGAAAUUCCUCAGCUUAUGGACACAUGUGUAAGGAAUGGGAAUUAUGAUGAGGCUCUUGAUUUAGAGGCGUUUGUUUGCAAACUUUCAACUAUGCACCCCAAGUUACCUGUUAUUCAAGCACUAGCUUCAGAGGUCAGGCAGACAACCCAGUCUCUUCUUUCUCAGCUUCUCCAGAAACUUCGCUCAAAUAUACAGUUACCAGAAUGUCUUCGUAUUAUUGGUUAUUUACGUCGAAUUGGAGUGUUCAGCGAGUACGAGAUGCGUUUGCAGUUUUUGAGGUGCCGAGAGGCUUGGCUUACUGGAAUUCUUGAGGAUCUGGACCAGAGAAAUCCUUAUGAAUUCUUAAAAGGGAUGAUAAACUGUCAUAGAAUGCAUCUUUUUGAUGUAGUUAAUCAGUAUCGAGCAAUAUUUGCUGAUGAUACAUCAGGAAGUGAAGAAAACUAUGAUGGUGGGCUUCUUUUUAGUUGGGCUAUGCAUCAGAUUACCUCACACCUUAAAACUCUUAAAGUCAUGCUCCCAAAGAUAACAGAAGGGGGAUCUCUCUCAAAUAUCUUGGAUCAAUGCAUGUAUUGUGCCAUGGGCCUUGGUUGGGUUGGGUUAGAUUUUCGGGGCCUGCUUCCUUCACUUUUCGAAGAGGCAGUUCUCAACUUAUUCUCAAAAAAUAUGAGUACAGCAGUUGAAAAUUUUCAGUUGGUCCUGGAUUCACAUCGUUGGGUCCCACUACCAGCAAUUGGCUUUCCAGCACAUAGUAUUGGCGAUGACAGUCAGGAGGAUAUCACUCCGCCAUCUUAUCUAAUGGAACAUCCGCCUCUUGCCGUAUUUGUCAAUGGUGUAUCUGCGGCAAUGAACGAGCUACGUCCCUGUGCCCCAAUAAGUUUGAAACAUUUACUUGCCCAAGAACUAAUUAAGGGAUUGCGGGCUGUUUCUGACUCUUUAUUGAGGUAUAAUACAGCUCGGAUGCUCAGAGAAAGUGAGUCUGGACUUUUCCUGGCUCUUUGCCGGGCUUUUAUUGAGGUUGCUUACCCACAUUGUGCCACAUGCUUUGGUCGUUGUUACCCUGGUGGAGCUGCUCUUAUCAUGGACGCAAAGAACUUAUAUGAUGGAAUUGGCCGCCUUUUGACUGUAUCUCCCUCAAGAGAUCUUAGCAAACCAGUCAAGAAUGCAGAGGAAAAGAGCAUACCAGAAAAUGGUAACUUGCCUGUGGUGGAAAAUGGAGUUGUGGCUGACGUCGAACAAACUACAGGUGCCGAUCCCGAUGCCGAUGAAAAGGAGGGUGCUGAUGCUGAUGUAGCUGAUGUAAAGGAGGAAAGUCCUACUUUGCAGACCCGCGAAAGGCACAGUGAUGUGUGAAAGGCUGAAAGCACCUCUACCAGCAAUUAUUUUCAGCUUUUCAUUCCUUGAAACAAAAAGUGAGAGAGAGACGAGCAGCCCGAAGACGAAAACUGGGUCGUAUCUCGGUAGCUUGGUAUUAUUCUGUCGAAAGUUAUUGCUCAAUUUUUUUUAGAAGUUAAAAAGGGGAUGUAUAGAAGAAGAGGAAGAGAGAAUCUCAGCAAAAAUAGUUAGAGAACUUCAUUCUGUAUCUUUAAUUUGUAUUACAAAUUUUCUAUUCCAUUUCAUUACAUAUAAUGAAAAUGCAAUUUUAUCUGAA